This is a messenger RNA of Gorilla gorilla gorilla (western lowland gorilla), 2451 nucleotides long. RefSeq names its product MAPK activated protein kinase 5 (gene MAPKAPK5). NCBI's taxonomy places the organism in Eukaryota, Metazoa, Chordata, Mammalia, Primates, Hominidae. Bases 683 to 2098 code for a protein of 471 amino acids. The record is from RefSeq and is a predicted model, not a curated record. Gene Ontology annotation, molecular function: protein kinase activity; ATP binding. Gene Ontology annotation, biological process: protein phosphorylation. The transcript is spliced from 14 exons.
GGGCGCCUGCAAGUCGGGUGCGCGGCUCGGGGGCGGCUCGGAAACCCCAGCGGAAGGCAGCAAGGGGCGCGUGGGGCCGUGGAGUCACGAAGCUGGGCGGCAGGAGGGGCGGUCUGGAGCUCCCGCGGGGCACAGCGCGUGCGUGAGGGCGGCCGGCGGGGCUGCCCGGCGCGGGUGUCCCGGCGAUGUGUGGCGCUGAGGCGGCGGCGGGAGCAGCGGCGCCGAGCUCUGCUUCGGCUUCGGCUUCGGCUUCGCGGCGGUGCAGGCGGCGGAGGCGGAGGCGCAGGCUCCUCUUUAGGACCUGGCGAGCCCGGGUUUAAGCGGCGGCCCCGCGAGGCCCUUGCACAGCGCCCCGGGUCGAGGACCUCCCCGCCUCGCCCUACCCCGGGAGCCUGCCUCCCAAGCUGGGGAUGAGGCUAGGAGGCGGCCGCGCGGGGCCCAGCACAAAGACUUGUCCCCAGGGGCCGCCGCCUCCGCCGCUGCUGCUGCCGCCAGCCUAGAGCCGCCCGCCGAAGCAGAGCCGGCGCCGGGGUCCUCAUCCCCACCGGUCCCGAGGGGCGGCUGCUGCCCGUCGCCACGAGGCCCAGGGGCCGGAGUGCCGAGCCCUUUGCUCCCUCGGCCGCGCGGGGACAGGGCGGCUGAGCAGCCUCCGCCUCUCCCGGCUGUGGGGGCCCCACUGAGUAUGUCGGAGGAGAGCGACAUGGAGAAAGCCAUCAAGGAAACUUCCAUUUUAGAAGAAUACAGUAUCAAUUGGACUCAGAAGCUGGGAGCUGGAAUUAGUGGUCCAGUUAGAGUCUGUGUAAAGAAAUCUACUCAAGAACGGUUUGCACUGAAAAUUCUUCUUGAUCGUCCAAAAGCUAGAAAUGAGGUACGUCUGCACAUGAUGUGUGCCACACACCCAAACAUAGUUCAGAUUAUUGAAGUGUUUGCUAACAGUGUCCAGUUUCCCCAUGAGUCCAGCCCUAGGGCCCGACUCUUAAUUGUAAUGGAGAUGAUGGAAGGGGGAGAGCUAUUUCACAGAAUCAGCCAGCACCGGCACUUUACAGAGAAGCAAGCCAGCCAAGUAACAAAGCAGAUAGCUUUGGCUCUGCGGCACUGUCACUUGUUAAACAUUGCGCACAGAGACCUCAAGCCUGAAAAUCUGCUUUUUAAGGAUAACUCUUUGGAUGCCCCAGUGAAGUUGUGUGACUUUGGAUUUGCCAAGAUUGACCAAGGUGACUUGAUGACACCCCAGUUCACCCCUUAUUAUGUAGCACCCCAGGUACUGGAGGCACAAAGAAGGCAUCAGAAGGAGAAAUCUGGCAUCAUACCUACCUCACCGACGCCCUACACUUACAACAAGAGCUGUGACUUGUGGUCCCUAGGGGUGAUUAUCUAUGUGAUGCUGUGCGGAUACCCUCCUUUUUACUCCAAACACCACAGCCGGACUAUCCCAAAGGAUAUGCGAAGAAAGAUCAUGACAGGCAGUUUUGAGUUCCCAGAGGAAGAGUGGAGUCAGAUCUCAGAGAUGGCCAAAGAUGUUGUGAGGAAGCUCCUGAAGGUCAAACCGGAGGAGAGACUCACCAUCGAGGGAGUGCUGGACCACCCCUGGCUCAAUUCCACCGAGGCCCUGGAUAAUGUGCUGCCUUCUGCUCAGCUGAUGAUGGACAAGGCAGUGGUUGCAGGAAUCCAGCAGGCUCACGCGGAACAGUUGGCCAACAUGAGAAUCCAGGAUCUGAAAGUCAGCCUCAAACCCCUGCACUCAGUGAACAACCCCAUUCUGCGGAAGAGGAAGUUACUUGGCACCAAGCCAAAGGACAGUGUCUAUAUCCACGACCAUGAGAAUGGAGCCGAGGAUUCCAAUGUUGCCUUGGAAAAACUCCGAGAUGUGAUUGCUCAGUGUAUUCUCCCCCAGGCUGGAGAGAAUGAAGAUGAGAAACUGAAUGAAGUAAUGCAGGAGGCUUGGAAGUAUAACCGGGAAUGCAAACUCCUAAGAGAUACUCUGCAGAGCUUCAGCUGGAAUGGUCGUGGAUUCACAGAUAAAGUAGAUCGACUAAAACUGGCAGAAAUUGUGAAGCAGGUGAUAGAAGAGCAAACCACGUCCCACGAAUCCCAAUAAUGACAGCUUCAGACUUUGUUUUUUUAACAAUUUGAAAAAUUAUUCUUUAAUGUAUAAAGUAAUUUUAUGUAAAUUAAUAAAUCAUAAUUUCAUUUCCACAUUGAUUAAAGUUGCUGUAUAGAUUUAGGGUGCAGGACUUAAUAAUAGUAUAGUUAUUGUUUGUUUUUAAGAAAAGCUCAGUUCUAGAGAGAUACUAUUACUUUAGGACUGUGUAGUUGUAUAUUUGUAAGAUGACAGAUGAUGCUGUCAAGCAAUAUUGUUUUAUUUGUAAUAAAAUAUACAAAAAUCACUUGCCAGCAGUAGAAAAAGGACCGACUAUACCGACCUUUCUGAUUAGUAAACAGUUGAAUCAA